CGGCCAUUUUUCCUCCAUUGAUUGUUGUUUGUGCUUACAGUCCAAGCAUACAGAAAGUAACACAGAUUAAACUGGAUUACAAGUUAUUAAACCACAAAGUUUGGCUUUGAUAUCGACUGGUUUUGCCUAACACCCUCAGAAUGGUCCCUCAGAGCAACUCGCAGAGCUCCUGUUGACAGCGGAUCGCGGCUGUAGGAUCAGAUGGAAAUGGUGCCCAGCGAAGAAAAGCAGCUUGUGCCCAAAGAGAUUGAAAGUGCUGCGGAGGAGCCGAGAGUGUUGUGUAUCGUGCAGGACACCACCAAUGCCAAGACGGUCAAUGAGAGGCUGACGCUCAACCUGCCUGCCUCCACCACCGUCAGCAAACUGUACGAGGAUGUGGCUCAAAAAGCUGGAUAUGUGAAUGGGACUUUUUGCCUGGUGUGGGCCAGCGGCAUCAAUACGGCUCCUUUGGACCAGGCCGAUGAGAGAUCCCUGGUUUUGUCUGGUUUUGAGGCAGGAAAGAGGAACUUCCUGCAGCUUACGGAUAAGGACGGGGACCAGCCUCAGAUAGCUUCAGAUGAGUCAGGCACAGCGGACAGCAGUGGUCUUGAUGACAGCUCUCAGGACCGCUUUAUUGGACCCUUGCCGCGUGACGGUACUGUGGGAUGCAGCAGUGACUACAGCAGCCCCAGUUAUUCAUACUCAUCCAUACUCAACAAAUCAGACACAGGUUAUGUUGGUUUGGUCAACCAAGCGAUGACCUGUUACCUAAACAGUCUUCUGCAAACCUUGUUCAUGACCCCUGAGUUCAGGAACACACUCUUUAAAUGGGAGUUUGAGGAAUCUGAGGAGGAUCCGGUCACCAGUAUCCCAUACCAACUCCAGAGGCUGUUUGUGCUCCUGCAGACCAGUAAGAAACGCGCCAUUGAGACCACAGAUGUAACGCGCAGCUUCGGCUGGGACAGCAGUGAGGCCUGGCAGCAACACGACGUUCAGGAGCUUUGCAGAGUCAUGUUUGAUGCACUAGAGCAAAAGUGGAAACAGACUGAGCAGGCUGAUUUGAUAAACCAGCUUUACCAGGGAAAGCUGAAAGACUAUGUGCGCUGUUUGGAAUGUGGCUAUGAGAGCUGGAGAAUCGACACGUACCUGGACAUCCCCCUGGUCAUCAGGCCCUUCGGGGCCAGCCAGGCUUUUGGCAGUGUGGAAGAGGCUUUGCAGGCCUUCAUCCAGCCUGAGACUCUGGACGGGCCCAAUCAGUACUUCUGUGAGCGAUGCAAGAAGAAAUGCGACGCCCGCAAGGGCCUGAGAUUCCUUCAUUUUCCGUACCUGCUGACUCUGCAGCUCAAGCGCUUUGACUUCGAUUACACCACUAUGCACCGUAUUAAACUCAACGACCGCAUGACCUUCCCAGAGGAGCUGGACAUGAGUCCCUUCAUUGACGUAGAGGAUGAGAAAUCACCUCAGACAGAAAGCUGUACUGAUAGUGGCGCGGAGAAUGAAGGAAGCUGCCACAGUGACCAGAUGAGUAAUGAUUUCUCCACAGAUGAUGCUGUGGAUGAGGGCAUUUGUCUGGAUAACGCCAGCAGCACAGAGCGAGUGCUCAAACCAAAGAGCUCAUUGACCUUUGAACUCUUCUCGGUCAUGGUGCAUUCUGGGAGCGCUGCAGGUGGACACUACUAUGCCUGCAUCAAGUCUUUCAGCGACAGCCAGUGGUACAGCUUCAAUGACCAGCACGUCAGCAAGAUCACGCAGGACGACAUCCGGAAGACAUAUGGCGGGUCCUCAGGGAGCAGAGGCUAUUACUCUAGUGCCUUUGCCAGCUCUACAAAUGCAUACAUGCUCAUGUACAGACUGAAAGAGCCCUCCAGGAAUGCAAAAUUCCUUGAUGUGGAGGACUUUCCGGAGCACAUAAAGAGACUAGUACAUCGAGAGAAAGAAUCCGAGGAGCAGGAGAAGAGACAGAGGGAGAUCGAUCGCAACACAUGCAAGAUCAAGCUCUUCUGCAUGCAUCCAGUGAAGAUGAUGAUGAUGGAGAACAAGCUAGAGGUUCACAAAGACAAAACUCUCAGAGAAGCAACAGAAAUGGCCUACAAGCUGAUGGAUGUUGAAGGAGUGGUGCCGCUGGACUGCUGUCGACUGGUGAAGUACGACGAGUUUCACGAGUAUCUGGAACGUUCAUACGAGGGCGAAGAAGACAUGCCCAUGGGUCUGCUGCUCGGCGGGGUCAAAUCUUCAUACAUGUUUGACCUACUGCUGGAGAUCCGCAGACCUGAUCAAAAGUUUCAGGCCUACAAACCUGGAGAAGUAAUGGUGAAGGUCCAUGUGGUGGAUCUAAAGAGCGAGACCAUUGCUGCACCAGUCAGUGUGAGGGCUUAUCUUAACCAGAGCAUUACUGAGUUUAAACAACUCAUAGCACAGGCCACGGGGCUUUGUGCAGAAACGAUGCGUGUUGUCUUGGAACGCUGCUAUAAUGACCUUCGGCUUCUUUACGUGCCCAACAAGACUCUGAAAGCAGAGGGUUUCUUCAGGAGUAACAAGGUAUUCGUGGAGAGCUCCGACUCGACAGAUCACCAGGCCACUUUUACAGAAUCUCUUUUGUGGAAGCUCCUGGAUCGUCACGGAAACACAAUCAGACUGUUUGUCUCCCUGCCUGAGCAGUCCCCAGGCUGUUUGGCCAAUAGAACUAGUUGCCCCAAGGCUAGCGCUGACUCUGAGGACUCGUUUGAUGGAGCGACGGGCAGCCAGAGGCCAGUGGAGGCCAUUCUUGAAGAAAGCACAGAGAAACUAAAGAACCUUUCAUUGCAGCAGACCUCCAGCACCAGUGACAGCCAGAAGAGCUCGGAACACAGCGACUUUGAGCUCAUCGACUCACCAGCACAAGAGUCCGAGGCCCCCUCGCAGCCCCCUGAGCUCGAGAACCAGUUCCCCUCGGAUGAGCGCUCGGACUCGGACGUCAACAACGAUCGAAGCACCAGCUCGGUGGACAGUGACAUCCUGAGCUCCAGCCACAGCAGCGACACGCUGUGUAACGCAGACAGCGGCCCGUUGCCCCUGGCGAACGGUCUUGACUCGCACAGCAUCACAAGCAGUCGCCGCUCCAAAGCCCACGAGGGGAAGAAGGAGACGUGGGACACGGCUGAGGAGGAUUCGGGAACGGACAGCGAGUACGACGAGAACGGCAAGAGCAAAGCUGAGGCCCAGUACCUGUACUUCAAAGCUGAGCUGUACUCGCAAGAGGAAGGAUCCGGAGACGGACAGAAAUGUUUGCUUGUCCACGUCGAUAAGAGAAUCACAUUGGCCGCGUUCAAACAGGAUCUAGAGCCGUACGUUGGCGUCCCUUCCACUCAGUUUAAGGUCUUCCGGGUUUAUGCCAACAACCAGGAGUUUGAGAGCGUGCGGCUGAACGAGACUCUCUCUACAUUCUCUGAUGAAAACAAGAUCACGAUCCGAUUAGGACGAGCGCUGAAGAAAGGAGAAUACAGGGUGAAGGUCUACCAGCUGCUAGUCAAUGAACCGGAGCCCUGUAAGUUUCUUCUGGACACGGUGUUUGCUAAGGGCAUGACUGUUCGACAGUCUAAAGAGGAGUUACUGCCUCAACUCAAAGACCAGUGCAAACUGGAGCUCAGUAUAGACCGGUUUAGACUCAGGAAGAAGACCUGGAAGAACCCAGGCACAGUGUUCCUGGAUUACCAUGUGUAUGAGGAGGACAUCAACAUCUCUAGUAACUGGGAGGUGUUCCUGGAAGUCCUUGAAGAACCCGAGCGGAUGAAGUCCAUGUCCCAACUGGCGGUUCUGACACGUCGGUGGUGUCCCUCCCAGAUGAAACUCGAACCCUUUCGGGAGGUGGUGCUGGAGAGCAGCAGUGUGGAUGAACUUAAGGAGAAGCUAAGUGAAUUGAGCGGAAUCUGUCUUGAAAACCUGGAGUUCGCGAAGGGGAGAGGAACUUUUCCUUGUGACAUAUCAGUGCUGGAGAUCCAUCAGGAUUUGGAUUGGAAUCCUAAAGUCUCCACCCUCAAUGUCUGGCCUCUUUAUAUCUGUGAUGAUGGCGCUGUGAUCUUCUACAGGGACAACACCGAGGAGCUAAUGGAGCUUUCCGAGGACGAGCGCAAUGAAUUAAUGAAGAAGGAGAGCAGCCGCCUGCUAAAGACGGGCCAUCGGGUCAGCUACUCCCCCCGCAAAGAAAAGGCCCUCAAAAUCUACCUGGACGGAGGGCCUACCAAAGACCCUGGACAGGACUGAGCGGGUGGGAAACUUUCCUUCCCCAUUUUCUAUCUGGCCUGCCCGCUGCAGUGUAGCGCUGCCUCGCCAGGGACCCUGGCGUUUGGGCCCACGUUGAAUCAACGUCACCAGUGCUGUCCGGCUGACGCUCUCUCUCUUUUUGAGCUCCAGAGCGCCUAACGUGGCUCAGAGUACAAUUGUGCACCAUAGUUUAUCGUACUGUAAAGUUUAAAGGGAAGUGCAAAAGCUAUUUCAAAUCUAAUAUCAUUCAGAAGAAUCAAUUUAAUAAUAUAAAGAUGGGUGCAUUUGUAGAGAAAACAGAGGGGGUGUUUUGGGAGAUACUUUAUGAUGCUCUCAGUCUUUCGCCUGUCUUCGACCUCUGUUGAUUUUCAUCCCAUCGUUCUGCUGUCUCUCCAUGACUCACUUGUUCUCUAUCAUCCAGAUUCUAUUGAGCGUUUGAGCUCAGCUUCUAAUGUACCCCAUCCACCUCCAAACGUCCCAAAGACCCUAGGGGUGACUACACUGCUCAUCUUCCAUUUCGUAGAGCUCUUCGACCGACUCCGGUCGUGGUAUGAUACUAUCACUUGAAGUUUUUGGGUAUGAUGCUCUCUCUUGAAAUUAUGGGAUAUCUCUCGUUUUGUUUAUUUAACACAUAGUUGUGAAUUAAAUGCUUCUUUUCUGGCUGACGAGGUUCUAUUCUUGCCGUUCAUGCUUUCGUUUUUGUUUGGGUAUGGGCGUGGCUAUCUAGUUCACCAGCCCACUGACCGCUUAAGCCCCGCACAUUUCAGAGGGAGCCCCGCCCCAUUCGUUCCUUCACUAUACUUCCUGCUGGGGCUACUGAUGCUGGUACAUAUAAAGUUGCGAGCCUUUAAAAGUAGGGCAACGUGAAUCAAGUGGAGUGCUGCAUUCACCCGCUUUGUUUUUUGUUGUUUUUCUUGUAAAUUAUUUCACUACAGACUGACGUUGUGAGUGACUUUUAAUGGCACGUGUUUUAAUUUUUCUUUACUUUACUCUGCUUUCUUUUUCCAUUUAGAAAUGUCUCAUCCUGUGUUUUAUUUUGUUUUCUGUAAACACUGCCUGUUUAAGUUCAGAUGUGGCGUGGGUGUGUGCGUGUGCAUGUAUGGAAAUGCUUUUCGCUGCUGUUUUCGCGUAGCUGGAAGGCAGAGGGUGUGGACGCCCCACCGCAGGAGUUCCAGGACACUGCUGCGUCCCUCGCAGGGAGGGACACUGCGAGGGACGCAGCAGUGUCCCUCCCCGGUGCCGCUCCAAUGCUGCUACAAGCUGUUCACAGUAGACAUGCCAAUAUUGAAAAAAAGAGCAACAAUCACUGUCUGCCUUGUCUCCAGGUUGACAUCACAUAUUUAGGGGGGAAUGCGGUUUUCAUUCAUAUUCAUGGUUCAUAUCGGAUUUAUUUUGCUUUAGUGUUCAAAUUAAAACUCAAAUGAUUAAAGGCUUUGUAAAGUAGUUAUUGAACGAUGAAGAAAUUAUGGUAUAUUUAUAAACAUUUGUAUUUAAGAACAAACUGACAGUUUGUGCUUAAAGGAGCAGUUUACCCCAAAAUGACAUCAUUUCUGUCGUUUACUCAAGUUCCAAAUCUAUAUACAUUUCUUUGUUCUGAUGAACACAAAUAAAAAUAUUUUGAAGAAUGUCAGUAACCAAACGGUUCAUGGCCACCAUUGACUACCACAGGAAAAAUUGCUUUAUACAUUUCUUUGUUCUGUUGAACACAAAAUCGGAUAUUUUGAAGAACGUAGAAAAGCAAACGGUUCUGGGUCACUUUUGACUACCAUUGUCAUUUCCUACUAGUUGAUGGUGGCCAAGAACUGUUUGGUGACGAGCAUUCUUCCAAAUCUCUCUCUCUGUGUUCAUCAGAACAAAGAUAUUCAUACAUUUACAUUUAUGCAUUUGGCAGACGCUUUUAUCCAAAUCGACUUGCAUUGCAUUGUAUUAUACAUUUUGUUUCUGACUAUGUGCAAUCCCUGGGAUCGAACCCAUGACCUUGGCAAUGCUAGUGCCAUGCUCUAACCACUGAGCCACUUGCACAUAGUCAGAAACAAAUGUAUAGUACAAUGCAAUGUAAGUCGCUUUGGAUAAAAGCGUCUGCCAAAUGCAUAAAAAUUUAAACGUGAGUAAAUGACAGAUUUUUACAUGUGGGUGAACUGUCCCUUUAAGUGCAGUGCAGUUUUUGUUUCUCACAGAAACAAAAAAAUAUUAUUUCUCAGGGUCAAGUGAAUGGUCAUGAAAUACCCUCAUAUUUUGGGGUAUACUAUCUUGCCUAAUACUAUGAGCAUCUCGGAGACCAAAUAAAAUACUUAAAAUUUGACUGCUUUUAGAUGACUUAAACUGAACAGUGCAUAAUGUAACAUAUAAAACAUAAGAAUAACAACGUUUUUUCACUUUUUAUUUUCUGGGGGGAGUUUGGGUUUAAAUGCUCUGUUAGAUUACAUGACAGCUAUAUUCUUGCAUAUGUAUAUCGAUUUAAUUAAAUGCAUCAUGUGAAUUCCAUUAUAA
Molecule: messenger RNA, 6708 nt
Organism: Triplophysa rosa
Lineage: Eukaryota; Metazoa; Chordata; Actinopteri; Cypriniformes; Nemacheilidae
Gene: usp47
Product: ubiquitin specific peptidase 47
Exons: 28
Coding region: 202-4218 (1338 amino acids)
Biological process (GO): protein deubiquitination
Cellular component (GO): nucleus; cytosol
Molecular function (GO): cysteine-type deubiquitinase activity; cysteine-type endopeptidase activity
Source: RefSeq, a predicted model, not a curated record